Molecule: messenger RNA, 7331 nt
Organism: Cyprinus carpio (common carp)
Lineage: Eukaryota; Metazoa; Chordata; Actinopteri; Cypriniformes; Cyprinidae
Product: Ras association (RalGDS/AF-6) and pleckstrin homology domains 1b
Biological process (GO): signal transduction
Cellular component (GO): cytosol; plasma membrane
Source: RefSeq, a predicted model, not a curated record
CACCUUUUUUGUUCCAAAUUUUUAAGACUUUUUUUCUGCAGAGCACAAAGAAGAUAUUUUAGGUAAAGGUUGAUAACCACACAGUUUUGUAUAUGAUUGCCAUAUUGUAUAGUAAAAAAAAACAAAAAAAAAAACCUUCUCAUAAAAUUUUCUCACAGACAAAGAAGAAUUAGCUUAAAACAAAAGGCUCUAUAUUGAAUUAAAGCUUUAAUUUUAAUUUAUUCCUGAGAACAGCUAUUAUUAUGCAUGUGAUUGUAAUUCCCAUGUUGUCAUACCAGCAAAGGCGCUUUUUGCAGGUGCAGGGCCUUGUGGGUAAGUGUGCCUUUGUCUUGUGGAGUUAAAUAAUAAGCAUCUAAAUCUGACGCCACUUUGAUUUUUCAAGGUUGUGUGUGCUUUUGUUAAACCUUGAAGCUGCUAUGGCCAAACUGAUACGGUUUAUUAUUUUCUCAAGUUCAUUGUGCUGCAUUACAACAUUAUCUCUGCUUGUUAUAGUAUAGUAAGCUUUUGAAUAAAAAUGGUACAUGUAUGUGAAGUUUUUACAGAAAUAGCAAUAGUUUUCAAUAUUUUGCUGCAUCCCCUUUCACUUUAAUGAGAGCAUCCACUUGAACUGGUUGUGCAAACUGUGUCCUAUGCUAUAUUCCAACAUGAUUUGAGAAUUUUUCUAGAAUUUCUAGUGACCUAGAAAUAGCGCAGAUUUUUUAAUAUUUCUCAAUUUUACGCCUUAGUGUUUCUUUGUUUGAAUUUUUCAGAAUCCUAAAGAUUUUUCUUUAUUAGUGUUUAAAUUUGAUUUUCAAUCCCAUGUUUAGUUGUUUAGGAAUUUGUCAUUUUUUGUUAAAUAAAGCAGAGUCAGCUUAGUUUUCUUUAUUUGUCCUGACAUUAGACAAAGUCAUUAUGCAUUUACACAAACCGAGGCGGAGAUAUUCUUGAAAUCCCACUCUGAUUUCCUCAUGAUUUCAUCAGACCUCUCAAACAGUGUAUAGAUGGGCUCACUGCAGACUGCUGAGACACAGACUCUCUGCUCAAACACAGACCGAGGGAAAACCAGAGAAAGGAAAAAAGACUUCAAAGGGAAUUUAAUGCUUUUUUAUCGAAGCCUCUGCCUCGGCUGUUUGCAGAACUCUCCCAUUCUCUUUCUCUCUGCAUCAUAAAUAUGCAUCUGCCAUAGUGAGUCGAGAGAGAAACUGUCCUUUCAUAUCACGCAUACCACACUUUUUUCCUUCCUUCCUCUUCAUUCUAUGCUUUUCAUUGCAUAUUCUUUGUAUAUUAUGAUCUUUAUUUGCCUGUCUCUGACUUUGUAUUUCUUAAUCUACCAAUAAUCUACCCAUCCCAUUAUAUAAUAAUAGAUGACUUAAGGGGUUAACGCAGUGUCACUUAAAAUCAUUGUCCUUACAAACCUUGGUGGGGGGGUUCUUUAAUGUGAAAAACUAUAAAUACCCCCAAAGAGGGAGCUGUUUUCCCACAACCACUGAAAAAAGAUCAGAGAACAAUAUCAUCUACUUUUGGCCUCAGCUUUAUUGGCUAGUGGAAAGAAGGUCAAAGAAACGAAACCUCAUUGAUUGGCUGCUGAGAAGUAUAUGUAAUUUCCGAUUGGAGAAGAGGUACGAGAGGGUCUUUUAUAGCUGAUGACGGCUUGGUCUGCUGGUGAGGGGGAUUAAACCCUGUGAUUGGGCACGCUACCAGAGACAUGCAGCUGUUUCACAGAAAGGGAGAGAAACAGUGAAGAGAGGGGGAGGUCUCAAUCCCUUCCAAUGUUGAGGAGUAGAGUUGUGUGUAAGGUACUCUGGGUGUAAAGAUACUUGAGGGGAAGCGUUUUCAUCUGUGAGUCACGGCCAAUGCACAUUUUGACUUCAAAUUGAGCUUCGAAUUUUUUUUGGGAUUAUUUUAAUGAUUUUUAUUGGAGGCCAUUUCUGCAGCAUCUCUGAAACUUCAGCUGGAAGUACCUUGACAUAGCUGGCGUUUGUGAUGAGAACAUUCAUUUAAUGGAUUUCUGAAACAAUUGAGCUGGUACAAAUCCAUGUAUCUGUAUUGAAUGAAUGAACAGCCAUUUCUCCAUGGAACGUUAACAUGAGCCAUAGUUCAGGAGUGAUCGUGUAACUGCCUAUUGUGUUGCUGGUUGAUCAGACUUUGCAAGGGUUUAGGGAUUGCUUUAAAAGGUCAGAAUGGAUGUGAUGACUGCAUGUUGGAGAGGGCAGGAGGAACAGGCUGCCAAAGCGAAGGCUGAGAAAAUCCGUGUGGCACUAGAGAAAAUUAAAGAAGCCCAGGUUAAAAAGCUGGUGAUACGUGUACAUAUGUCAGAUGAGAGCUCAAAGACCAUGAUGGUGGAUGAGAGGCAGACGGUCAGGCAGGUGCUGGACAGUCUGCUGGAUAAAUCUCACUGUGGUUACAGUCCGGACUGGGCACUGGUUGAGACCAUCCCUGAGCUACAGAUGGAGAGAAUUUUUGAAGACCAUGAGAACCUGGUGGAGAACUUGCUCAACUGGACCAGAGACAGUCAAAACAAACUCAUGUUCAUUGAACGGAUUGAAAAGUAUGCACUUUUCAAAAAUCCACAGAACUAUUUACUUGGGAGGAAGGAGACCUCUGAGAUGGCAGACAGAAACAAGGAGGCAUUGCUGGAGGAAUGUUUUUGUGGAAGCUCGGUAUCUGUUCCUGAAAUUGAGGGAGUGUUGUGGUUGAAGGAGGAUGGCAAAAAGUCUUGGAAGAAGCGCUACUUUCUGCUGAGGGCAUCUGGCAUCUAUUUUGUCCCGAAGGGCAAAGCCAAGGCGUCAAGGGAUUUGGUGUGCUUCCUGCAGUUGGACCAUGUUAAUGUUUAUUAUGGUCAGGACUACCGGAGCAAGUACAAGGCCCCCACUGACUACUGCCUGGCCCUCAAGCACCCUCAGAUACAGAAGAAGUCACAGUAUAUCAAAUACCUGUGCUGUGAUGAUGUCAGAACUCUACACCAGUGGGUUAAUGGCAUUCGUAUUGCUAAGUAUGGGAAGCAAUUGUAUGUCAACUACCAGGAAGCCAUGAAGCGCACAGAAGCUGCCUAUGACUGGUCUUCUCUCUCCAGUACCAGCAUCAGGUCGGGAACAAGCUCAGUCAGUAUACCUGAAUCACAGUCAAACCACUCUAGCCAAGCAGACAGUGGUAUGUCAGAUGGUACUUCGUCCUCCCAUGCCCGUUCCCAGAGUGUAGUCAGUUCAAUCUUCUCUGAGGCCUGGAAGAGAGGGACGCAAAUAGAAGAGAGCACAAAGGCAAGGCCAGAAUCAAUGCGUUCUACCCAUUCAAGUCAUAGCAGCCAUUCUUCUCAUCAUGUGCCUCAACAGCAGCAUCCCUACCCACUGCCACAGCCACAGCCACAUCCACAUCCAAUUCCACAGUCACGUGGAAGUGUCACCCAGGCACUGACACAGGCACCAAUACAGACACCGAUACAGGCACCGGCACAAGUACCACCCCAGGCAACUCCAGCCCCACCACCGCCACCUCCUCCACCACCUCCUCCACCCCCUCCUCCUCCUCCUAUUUCCAAUAUCCCCCACCAUGCCACACCUACCAUGUUUGCCAAAUACAGCACUAUCACUCGGCUGCAGAAUGCAUCUCAGGCCACAAGUCACCACAAGCCUCAACCUCAAGUCCAGCAGCAAGUGCCACCAGUCCCACUGGCCUCCAAACCACAAUCGAACAAUAUUCCACCAGGGGCUAACAUCCCACCCCCUCCUCCUCCACCUCCUCCUGCCCCAAUGCCUCCACCUGGAUCAGCCAUGGCUGUUCUGAAGCUUGGUACUCCAGCCCCAGCAACAGUUCUACAGUCCUCCCCUCCUGCUCCCCCCUCACCUCCACCUCCACCACCUCCUCCCAUAAUGCCCAUGCAGUCACAGCCUCUAUCGCCUCCACCUCCCAUAAUGCCAAUGCAGUCACAGCCUUUACCACCUCCUCCUCCCAUAAUGCCAAUGCAGUCACAGCCUUUACCACCUCCUCCACCCAUAAUGUCCAUGCAGUCACAGCCUCUACCGUCUCCACCUCCCAUAAUGCCAGUGCAGUCACAGCCUUUACCACCCCCUCCUCCCAUAAUGGCAAUGCAGUCACAGCCUUUACCACCUCCUCCACCCAAGAUGCCGGUGCAGUCACAGCCUUUACCACCUCCUCCUCCUCCAAUAAUGCCCGUGCAGUCACAGUCUUUACCACCUCCUCCACCCAUAGUGUCAAUCCAGUCACAACCCCUGCCAGCUCCUCCACCCAUAGUACCAAUCCAGUCGCAGCCUUUUCCACCUCCUCCACCCCCUCUUCAGGUUAAUGGCCUUUCCCCUCCUCCACCACCCUCGACAGUACAGGCACCUUUCAUAACCAAUGGACUCAAGAAGGUCCUUGCCCACAAAUUUCCCAAUGUCCCCCAGGAUAUAAUACCCCCAGCCAAUCAAAUCCACAACACCACCACACCCCCAACAACCCCACCCCCACCAUCAGCACCUACACUCCCUCGCCAACAGCAUAUUGCUACAGCUCCAAAUCCACCACCACCACAUCCUCCACCACCUCCACCACCCCCACCAGCCCCCAUGCAGCUGCCAAUUCAACCUGCAGUUUUGCCCAAAACUUUCACUGGUGGAUUUCCACCCCAGACAGCACCAAAACCUUCAUAUGGCAUUCUGCCAGUAUCUCCAGUAGCUCCGGCACCUCAAGCUCCAGCACCACCACCACCACCUCCUCCUCCUCCUCCUCCUCCACCACCACCAGCACCAUUGAAGAACCAACCCCCACCUACACUUCCCAAGCAGCACAGCAUCUCCAAGACACUACCCGUCUCCAACCAAACCUCAUCAGUGCCAUCUCUGGUUAAGCAGCUUGCUAGACAGUUUCCUGUUGCGUCUCCUGCAAUGACCAAUCAAACAGAGUCUCAAAGUCACAAAGCUCCCCAGUCCCUACCUGCAGUGAAGGCUAAACCAAAAUGGCAGCCUGUAGGUCAAGGCCAGCAGCAACAGAGGUCACCUGAAUUUCCACCACCUCCUCCAGCGAGUACCCUUGCCUUUCCUUCACCAACACCUCCGCCGCCACCACCACCACCACCUCCUCUGGGUCCGACCCCUCCUCCUCCUCCACCACCUCCUCCAGCGAGUACCCUUGCCUUUCCUUCACCAACACCUCCGCCGCCACCACCACCACCAACUCCUCUGGGUCCGACCCCUCCUCCUCCUCCACCACCUCCUCCUCCUCCUCCUCCAAUGUCAGGCUCCACUAUCAAGAAGACCCCUUCUGGCUUAUCUGCAGGUGUCAAGAAACCUCCACAGACAACUCAGUGCAACUCCAGUGCGAAGUACAAUGCCUCGGUGGAGUACCAGGAGUCCCACAUGAACUUGGUGAGCAAGUUUAGCCCUAGUUCAUCAUUGAAAUCAAGCUCCAGUAGCUCACCCUCCAAAGAGCUUUCCACGGGUCCUCGGGCACCCCCCAAACCAGGAAAGCUAAACCUGGCAAAUCUUCCUUUGGCUUUGCAGAACAAAUUUAAUCAAAACCGCCAAUCCACUGCAGCCUUCCCAUCCCCUCCACCCCCAGAAAAUGACAUCUUCCCUCCUCCCCCACUGGAGUCUGACCUUCCUCCACCACCGCCCCUUCCAGGUGAUCCAAAUGGUUUGUCUCCGAAAGUGGCUGUGGUCAAUCCUCAGCCCCAGCCUCCUUGGGGCAAGAGUUCCCUGAAAAAGACGCAACCUCCAGUGUCAGUUCGCUAUAACAACACUAUUAGAGAGCCUCCGCCACUCUCACCACCUUCCAUACAAGGGGGCCCUAUUCCCCCUUCUUCUCCCAAAGGCACCACACAGCCAAACUUCAUGGAGGACCUUAACAAGACAUUGAAACGCAAGUCCUCGCGAGUCUCUGGAGACAAAGUGGACCCUGUGGCCACAAUGGAUGACAUGGCUUUGCCACCACCUCCACCUGAGCUUCUGAAUGAUGAACAGAGACACAGUGGUAGUGGCUUCAUGUCCGGGAAUAUCUCAGGCUAUGCAACGCUACGGCGAGGGCCUCCUCCAGCCCCACCCAAGCGGGACCACAGCACCAAACUCACAAACUGAGAAAACUGCAACUUUUCCUGGACACUCUUGCUUGCUAUUUAAAUGUUUUUCUCAUAGAAGCCAUCAUUUUGUUGGUAUGCUCAGCUUUUUCUGUACAAACCGCUCAAGAAGUUUCAGCUUUACUGUGACUUUGUGACAGUGCAUCAGUUCCAGUUCCAAACAACUGAGUGAUUCCACUUCAACACCUUGGUACUGCAUGGAAGACAAAACUACAUUAAACUGUUAAUCUUAUUGAUUUUUGGGAAGACAAACAUUUUGAACUUUGGGGUUGGGUGGGAUUUUGAUUUUAUUUUGUUUUUAUAAUAUCGAUUAUUUAAUAAUCGUAAGAGAUUUUAUUUCAGACUGAAGUUUUUUAAAUGGUUGGAUGGUAGUUGUUUGGGGAGUUUUAGAUGGGUAGGUUGAAUUAGACGGUGUGUUUGACUGGUAUAUUAGUUUGGCACAACUUUGACCAUUUAUGUGGCAGAUCCAGUGGAUGCAUCUAGAAUCGAUCUUGAUCACUAUUGCUCUUUGUGCAUUUUAGUUGUAUUUGUCAAAACUGUAACAUGAAGGACUUAUUGUUCAGGGAGUGGCCCCAAUGUCUAGUUCUGUGAGACUGUGGAAUGUGUGCUUUUUUUUUUUUUUUUAGAUCUGUUUAAAUUGUAGAUAUUCUCAUUUGCUGCAGUAUUUGUCAGCUUUGUCUAGGUAAAACAAAUGAUUGCCUUGCUGUUCCUUGUUGGUCCUUACUUCCUCUAGUGAACAUUCAAGCUGAAGAGAUGGACUCUAAGUCAUGUGACUGAAUGACACAAUCAUUAUUCACAUAGAUUUAUCUUAUAUCCUGUAUUAUAACCUGUAUUAUAGGCUCAUGAAUACAGCCAUGCCUUAAGAUUCUAGAACUUACGUAUCAAAUUACUGAUCAAAAUAUCCUCAUCUUAUAAAAAGAGGCCAUUAGGAAGUUCAGUUUCCCUGUAGGUUUUACUUGUUGAAGGAUUCUGUCUUAUUUUCUCCAUUCAGACAUGACUUGCAACUUCAGAAUCUUACAGUGAGCACCUAUAAGAGCCACUUGGCAUAUGUACAAACAAUUAUCCAUAUAAACGCAUGUCCACAUUUAAUAUUUGAAGAAUUUGUUUAUUGAAUGUAUUUACAAUAUCAUGAAACUUUUCAGGUUGUUGAGAAGUGACUAACUGAAGUUAAUAUUAAAUUAUUAAAGUAUCCGGUCAUGAUCCAUCAAAGGUCAAUGAACAUCAUGCUCUGCAUAUCCCUCUGCAAAAUGUGUAAUUUUAAAUGAAAUUAUACAUGUUGAUAUCA